CAUGGACUGUGCUGGCUGUCCCCGUGGGACUUGGAGCACCAAGUCCGCCGCUGAGACAGGACAGCUGGCCCAGCUCCCUGCAGCAUCCGGACCUUCAGCUCUCAGGAGGAAGGAGGACUCCAGGGUCCUUGAGGAAGGAGGACUCCAGGGUCCUUCUAGAAAGGCACUUUGCACCCCUGCUCUUCUGCAGACUCAGAAUGAAUAAACGUCUGCUUUAGAGGGGGCCAGAGAAGGACUGGACACUGACUGCCAGGGAUGCUAUGUUGGUAAUUGGUUUUGGUUUGUGAUUUUUUUUUUAACCCCCAACUCUCUGACACAAAACUGUCUAUCUCCUGGUCACUGAGACAUGGGCUCCCCAUGCCUGGCAGAGAACUGGCUGGGAACACGCUUCCUAAGACAAUCGGCUGCACUCCUCCCACUGGCUGUGUGCUGUGAACCAAGUAACGCAUGCGAAAUAAGAGUGCAUUGCAGCGCAAGUGUGAAACUCGGGCCCUGACUGCUCCUCACUGUCCGCCAGAAUCCAGCCGGCUCUGGAGCUCAAAGCACUUUAAUUUCCACUGGCUCCUGAUUGGCGUGCCUCUCUCAAUGUAAGGCUAUAGGUGCCUGGAGACAGCUCUGGCUGGAAUGAAUAGCAGAAGAGAUGGUCAUACAACAGGGAGGACAGGUGAGCCCACUGCUUCCGGGACCCACAGUCUGUGGCAAUGCCCAUGUCUUCCAGAGACCUGCCUCCUGGACACCAUCACUUUGGCUCCUGCAGCCCCUUGAGCCAGCUCUGGCCUGGUCCAGAGCCUCCAUCAGUCAAGGGCCUUUACUACAGCAGGGCUCGGAAGGUGGGCACUCUGGAUGCCUCUCCAGAGGCUGACCUGAAGAAGGAGAUCCUGGUGAAUGUGGGUGGCCGGCGAUAUCUGCUGCCCUGGAGCACCCUGGAUGCCUUCCCGCUGAGCCGCCUGAGCAGGCUCCGGUUGUGUCGCAGCUAUGAAGAGAUCACACAGCUCUGUGAUGACUAUGAUGAGAACAACCAGGAGUUCUUCUUUGACAGGAGCCCCAGCGCCUUCGGGGUGAUUGUGAGCUUCCUGGCCGCGGGAAAGCUCGUGCUUCUGCGGGAGAUGUGCGCAUUGUCCUUCCUGGAGGAGCUGAGCUACUGGGGCAUCGAGGAAGCCAACCUGGAACGCUGCUGCCUUCGCAAGCUCAUGAAGAAGCUGGAGGAGGUGGCCGAGCUGCGCCGGGAGGAGGCUGUGCAACGGCAGCAGCAGCGCCAAGCCUGCCACUCCGAAGUGCAUACUUCCCGAUGGGCCCGCAGCAUGAACCAGCUGCGCGAGAUGGUGGAGGACCCCCAGUCAGGGCUGCCUGGCAAAGUCUUUGCCUGCCUCUCCAUUCUCUUCGUGGCCACCACAGCUGUUAGUCUGUGUGUGAGCACCAUGCCCGACUUCAGGGCUGAGGAGGACAAGGGAGAAUGCACGAGAAAGUGCUACUACAUCUUCGUGGUGGAGACCAUAUGUGUGGCCUGGUUCUCCCUGGAGUUCUGUCUGCGUUUUGCCCAGGCCCAGAACAAAUGUCAGUUCUUCCGUGGGCCCCUGAAUGUCAUCGACAUUCUAGCCAUCUCCCCAUACUAUGUGUCUCUCGUGGUGUCUGAGGAAUCUCCGGAGGCAGGCGAGAGGCUGAGUGGCAGCUCCUACCUGGAGAAAGUGGGGUUGGUACUGCGUGUUUUGCGGGCACUACGUAUUCUCUACGUGAUGCGCCUGGCCCGGCAUUCGCUGGGGCUACAGACACUGGGCCUCACUGUGCGCCGCUGUGCCAGGGAGUUUGGCCUUCUGCUGCUCUUCCUGGGUGUGGCGGUCACCCUCUUUUCCCCUUUAGUCUAUGUGGCUGAGAAUGAAUCUGGAAGGGUCCUAGAGUUCACCAGCAUCCCCGCGUCCUACUGGUGGGCCAUUAUCUCCAUGACCACGGUAGGCUAUGGGGACAUGGUCCCUCGCAGUGUUCCGGGCCAGAUGGUGGCCCUGAGCAGCAUUCUUAGUGGUAUUCUCAUUAUGGCCUUCCCAGCUACAUCCAUCUUUCACACCUUCUCCCAUUCCUACCUGGAACUGAAGCGAGAGCAGGAGCAGGUCCAGGCCCGCCUCCGCCGUCUUCAGAACACAAACUCAGCCAGCGAAAGGGAGCUCCUGAGUGAUGUGGAUGACCUGGUACCCGAGGGCCUGCCCUCUCCCAUCCACUAUGUGUAACUCCUACCACCUUAGGAAUGCGCAGUAAGUUCAACCCAUCCCAUGACUGAGACAAGCUCCUGCACCCCUCUCUCCCGUGGACCAUCUGUGGGUGUGUCCUCGGAAUACUGACUGACCUCCAAAGCAGGAAAGGUGCCAGGCCAUGCCACCAUGGGUGUGAUCCUGGGCGCAUCCCUUGUCCUUUCCUCAGCUGCUUGCCAGAUACUUGCACAGCCCAUCUUGGCAGGCUGGAUGAGUGUUCCUGUGUCCUCCCUUCCUUGCAAACUGUGAUAUUCCACCCUGGGUUCUGGAUGGUCUUUGAACUAACCGCCACUAGUAGCCAAAUACAGAAUCUGCAGAUUUCCAUCGUCUCCCCCAGACCUCCUGGCAAUUAGAGAACUCUAGCACUGAGACCUGCUCAAAGCUCCAUGCAUCCUGCAAGGCUUCCAGCAGGAUCAUGUGCUGUCUUAGUUCCUGCUACCGCCAACUGAAUUUCCAGAUGCUGUGGAAGUACCCACUGUUCUAGAAGCUCUUAGCCAAGAAGGCAGCUCUGGUCAGUACAGCAAAUCCUGUCAGGGUCUCAUGGUAGCAAACCUGCUGUCACUUAUGAUACACCUGGAGACUUGGGCUGCGGGGCCAUCUGCAAGUACCCAGUUGGCCAACUGGACUCUUAGUGGACACUCUUUAGUUAUGCAGUUCUUCGCCUUAACAGGGACACUCUGAGAACUGUACAAUGUCCUUUCAGAGAACAACAGCACCAGGAGAAACCACAGCUUUCCAUGAUCAACUAAACACCACUGACACAGCUCAGCAGAACAGCCUUAGGCCUGCCUGGUUCUAGCUCCCACAUCUGACCCCCGCUGAUGGAAGUUGGGCAUUCCUGAUGUCUGUGUGUGUCCGAGUAUCCACAUGCUCAUCUGUCAGCAGACUCGGCCCUUGGAUCCACAGAGAAGGCAGUGUGCUGUGAACAAGACGGUCAGAGACGAAGCAGAAAGAAACAGAGACCUCUGAGCAGCCAAUGCCCCAACGAUCCCAAGGCAUGGGGUCUAGUGUUGAGGGGCACGUAGGGGACCAGAGCAGUAAGGAGGCGAUGGACCUCAGAGCCUCACAGAAGACAGCACUGUGGCUGUACUGGGGGUGAGGAUGAGUAUGACAGUCCAAACUGAAGUGGGAAUGACCUCCAUCCAGGAAUGACCUGUGGGUUCACCUCCUUCACGUCACUACCAAUCUGGCACAGACACAGCUUCACUGUCAUUCGGUAUUGGUGUUAAGGCCACUGGAGAAAGUACAAGGGACACAAAUAAGUGACAGUAAGAUAGACGGGGCCCUGUGAGUCUGAGUCAUGUGCGUACAGGAAAUACUGCAGCCCUGCUAACAUGUGCCUGGUUGUGUUCUUCUGCCAGGAUUGAGCUGAGCCCUGCUGUGUGCCAGGUUCACACUUCCCCUGACUGUAGCACAUAGCUAAUGAUUUCCCAGAAAAGUCCCAACAUCUAAACUAAAGUUCAUCUUGUCCCUGUGAGAACUCUCACAUCCUCUGACUCCGCCAACAGAUGCACACAGUCUUACCAAGAUCACAUGUCUCAGGCAAGCCCUUUGUAUCCCACUAGGAGAGCUGAUGCCUUGGAGAGGCCCAAGGCAUGCUGCUCUGCUUCAGGAAUCAGACAGCAGAACCCUGGGGGUACCUGGAUGUAUUCUGGGAGCAUUCCAAAAGUAGCUACAUUAAUCUUUUCCACCAGGCUAGUGCUUGUUUUGGGACAGGGUCUCACAGUGAGGUCCAGGCUAUCUUUGAACAUAAAAUCCUCCUGGUUCAGCCUCCUGGCUCCCAAGCUAACAUUUUUAUAGCUGUUAUUGGGCAAAACACUAAAUAGUUUUUCUUUUAUGCUCUUAGUGACUGACAGCAUGGGUACCAUCUGAGGCCUGGGGUUUUUACUCUGUCUAUGACUGUGGGCAGGUCCCUGUGCCUCCCUGUAAACCAUAGGGUUAGGUCAGAUCUAUGGUUCUCUAACUGAAGUUCCACAGAACACUCUUGGGAGCUGUUGUUGGGGAAACACCAGCCAAAUGGGCAGAGGGCCCAUUGGCCAAUGAUGAUCACACACACAAUCUAAAAGAAUACAGAACUGUCUAGACAGCUCCUCUCCUCCAAGACAGGGCUAUCCACAGACACAGAUCUGAGGUGUUGAGCUCACCCUGGAACUAGAGAAGAAGCCACUGGGGACCUGGCCCCUUGUCAGAUGUGCUCUUCUGACUGAAGACCUCAUCUGCAUCACAUGCUUGGUGUGAUGUUUCCCAGUAGUGUGCCUGGCUCUGACCAGGCAUCUCCACAGUUCUCUGUGCCACCAAAACAUACUAGGACAAAAAGAAAAGUUAAAGUCAGCAUUGGCUGAACCCAUCAAAAACCCUGAGUAGCUCUAUUAUCUGCACACAUGCACCCAGUGAAAAAGACUUGGAAAAUUGGAAGGGAUGGCUUGAUGUGGGCCUUCAUUGAACACUUUCAUUUUUUUCUCUUGGAAGAUGGGUCUAAGUUGUUCAAGCGUGGCUUUGAAUCCCUUUUGAUGUGAUUGGAUGGAGUGUUGCAACAAGCAUGUUGGUAGGUAGUAUUUUCAUCCCCAUUGGUUGAUAGGAGCCCAGUGAUCCCCAGCUGCAGUGGCCAUAGCCAAAGGGAACCCUUGACUUUGAGCCACCUUCAGGCUGUCAGAGAUGUGGCUCCCAUAGUGUUGACUGAAGGUCUUUCUAGCCACGCAGAGUUGAGCCCACCAGUAGGAAGAUGAGUUAGUUCUUCAGUACAAUGAAAGGAAUUCAAAAAGGGUCCUGACUUGGUACUGUGUCAAGACCACAGGCUACUUCCAUGGCCACCAGCAGUCCCAUCAAAAGAUGACCAGUGUGUGCCCAAAAGGCUAAAUGUGUCUCUGGAUGCAAAUGCACUUCAUAGGGUCGAGUGUUCAAACAGAGUAAAAGGAAAACUCUCCAAACAGAAUAAAGAGCUCUAAUGUCUAUCAACUCCCUCUUGGAAGAUGGAGAGACCAAAGUUCAGAGAGGGAAAACCACCUGCCUAAGGCCACACAGCUGGUUCAUCUCAUUGUAUUCAAGUAUUUUGACUCCUAGAAGAGCCCUUUCUAGUACAUUCUGUCACCACCCUGGGCUCAUGGGAAGCAGGGCCUGGCCUCAGAGAAUAUGCUUGAUGAGGACAAGAAAGCAGCAGUUUGCUACACUGUCCUGAAGCAAGGGGCAGAGAUAUUGUGGAGUGUGCUGGGGACAUUGUACAACAGGAGACGUGGGGAUGGACUCGCUGGAGCUGCUCUUCCUCACAUAUCUCAUGGAGAUCCUGCAGGAGGUCAUCACAGUCCCUCCAAGCAUGGGCAACUAGGCUUCUGGGAACUUACUGCAACAGCUUCUAACCUGGAGGUGGUGGACUGGGAAGGCUGCACAGACAGGGAUGCGACAGUCUGUGGACCUUUCACCGUCUUCCAAACCUGCCCACAGGGAUCUUUUCCUGCCACCAGAUUUCCAUCACUCAGGUACCAUACUACAUCCUUCCCAUGAUGCACUGCAUGCCCCCAUUGUGUACUCUGCACAUCUCCCACUCCUCAUGUGACAGUGAACAUUUUCUGGGUGGUCACAUGUGACAGUGGACACUUCCUGGGUAGCCACUGACACUCAGCCUGUGGGUUUAUAAUACUUUGUGAGGAGAUCAUGUCAGGUGCCAUGAGUCCCAGCAAAUCCCACCCCUUCAAGAAGAAAGAGGAAGGGGGUCUACCACCAAUGAGGGGCAGUUCCUUUCUUUGGGAGGUGAUCCCAGGACAUACCAUAGAGUAGAAGCAGAGAAAGUGGGGAAGGGGCCAGGGAGAGCUGGCCUGGCCCAAAGAUUGAAAUAAAACAGUAACAUUAGGCCUGCCUUCUGCUUGACUAGCCAGGCCAGGUAGAAUGUUCCAACCUGAAGGACCUCUGUAAGGAGAACAUACCUUUCUUGCAGGUAAAGGAGUCCCUAAGAUGCAGCAUCCCAAACCCUGGGCAGUUUCACAGAUUGUAAAGUAGGACCUUAAUAGUCUCAGGGUCCCACCUUUGCCUUUGCAAGUGUGGACAAAAAGGACCAUCCAAGGAGGGGGUGUGACUUAGGAGGCAAACCACCAGGGCUGGCACAGCCAGGCUCAGCCCAGGCUCUGGACUCCCAGCUCUAGAGUUUCCAGCCCUGGGUGGCCUCCUCUCUGUCCAGGGCCUGUCUUUACGAAGCUUUGACACCUAGCCAAGGGGCACCUCCCGGAAUACAAUGUCAGUUAAAAAUAAAACAAAAGGCACCAGCCCUGCCCUGCAGCAGCCUGCCUCUGAGGACACACAGGGAACUCAGAAGCACCACUUUGAGACUUGCUGUAAGGAGGACACAGCCAAGGGUGCACAAGGACCAUGUGACACAACUUGGAACAGUGUGGGCCCUGAACUAAAAAUAGCCUCCAUUGUAUUUGCAGUGACCUGCCUGAUGCAGACCCCCGUGAGGCCUGAGGUGCCCCUGCACUUUCUGGGUGAGCUUUUGGGAUCCUGCACAUUUCUGAAUUAAACAUUAAAUGACAUUAAAAA
This is a messenger RNA of Mesocricetus auratus (golden hamster), 6767 nucleotides long. It is a transcript of the gene Kcng4, whose product is annotated as potassium voltage-gated channel modifier subfamily G member 4. The record is from RefSeq and is a predicted model, not a curated record. Lineage: Eukaryota; Metazoa; Chordata; Mammalia; Rodentia; Cricetidae. The coding region runs from base 702 to 2219 and encodes 505 amino acids. The transcript is spliced from 4 exons. Gene Ontology annotation, molecular function: protein binding; delayed rectifier potassium channel activity. Gene Ontology annotation, biological process: protein homooligomerization; potassium ion transmembrane transport. Gene Ontology annotation, cellular component: membrane; voltage-gated potassium channel complex.